UGCUUCAUACGAAUGGAGAUAGCGUUCCUCACAUAUAUAUCCAUGAUCUUUCCCUUAAUUAGCCAACGUGAAACUCCAACAAUCCUCAACACAUUUUCUUUCCUUGAUUUUCGUAUUGUAGUCUGUAGAUAGUUGAAUCAUGAAUGUGUUGCAUAUUUUGUUGAUUUUAGGGAUAUACCGAGGAGAAACAAACUCCUAAGAUCUCUACUUGAUGGGAAUAUGUUGUCUUCUUAUCGUGUUAGCUUUAAAUCUCAGCUAGUUGGACUGAUUAACAAAGCUGAUGAAAAAUUGACUGCUUGAACUUUAGGCUUGAGCUUCUAAAAUUUGUUAAGAAGUUGUAACGUUGGUGAUAUUAAUCCCUUUAGUUCCAUUUAGUGCUUUGAUCCUUAAGAAGCAUUCCCUUUUUGUUACCCUUAUAUAAUUAUAUGCUGCGAUCUCUCUGUUUUCAGUUAUUGUAUGCCCAAUAAAAGUCGCGAUGUCCCCAAAUCCUGGCUUUGUGGUAAUUGUACAUUAGACGAGGCCAAAAGUCCUGAUGAUUCAGGAUCUCUGGUUCAACCUAAAAUGCUAAGACAUGCUAAAACUGGCAAAGUGAAGUUCUUACCUACUGAAGAAGUAAGGAAGCUAUCAUCGGGAGGGAUGAAGGGACCUUCAAAAUUGAACGCAGCUUUUGGACCCCAAAGAACAUUUAAGUCCAGAAAAUUCUUUGAAAGCUCUAUCCCCCGACCACAUUUCCAAGCAUCAAAAGAAUCUCAAGAACGAAGUUCUGCUACGGUGCCUCCAACGAUAUGUGGUAUGAAGAAACAAGCAUUACCUACUUGUUUACCUUCAAUGCCAGUAGAUCCAGUACAAACAUUAAAAAAGGCGAAGGUGAAGGUUACAGAUAUACCUGCUAAAGCUUCUUCCGUGUCAAGGCAUGGUUUACCUGUCACAAAAACAGGAAAAGAAGUUCCUUCACCUUCCACUAAGUUAGAGGAUAUGCAAAAACAAAGGAAGAAUGCUUCAUUGACCCAGGAAAUACAUGCAUACCGUGGCAACAAAGGAAAAGAAGUUCCUUCACCUCUCAUUAAGUUGGAGGAUACGCAAAAACAAAUCAAGUAUGCUUUGAUGACACAGGAAAUACAUGCUUACCGUGACUGUCUCCCAUCAUUACACGCCUCUUGGAAGGGAGGCUUCCAAUUUAUUGAUGCACGUAUGGGCGGUGAAUUUUAUGAUGGAUUCCUGGCAAAGCCUCCAUGUGUAGUACAUGGUAGAGCUUAUGAAUUGUCGAGGAAGAUUCCUCCCAUUCUUCAAGUGAAGCUUCUUAGUCGUUCUGAUAUUUGGGAUGAGCUGUUUCACGAUGAAUGUCCGGAUCUUGCUGACAUUGCUUUGUACUUCUUUCCCGCCGACAAUAUUGAAAGGUCCAGAAAGAACAGCUCUUACCUGUUUGAACUUAUGGAGAGAGAAGAUCUAUUGAUAAGAAGUCUUAUUGACGGUGCUGAGUUGGUCGUAUUUACUUAUAGACAGCUGGAUCUCCACUCACAGCCUCUUUCUGCAGAUCUUAAUAUGCUAAGUGCUAAAUGCCUCCUUUUCGGAGUCUUCCGUGCUAUAAAGAAACACCAGUCUCUUGUUCCUAUGUUAGAAUAUGGUUCUGCAGUUUCUUCUGUAGAAAGUGAGUCCAAAGUUCCCCUGCUGGAAUUCACGCCUAAAGGACAUGGAAAGCACGAUGAAGACAAUGCUGUUAAAAGGGUAAAUGACAUAACGGGUGGAAACACUACUGGAAAGUCUCCAACUGCAAAGGAUGUAGACUCUACCAUUCAGCGAUUACUAUUAGAAUUUGGGUCACAAAAAUCCAGGGAGUCCGAUGUCAAUGCAUUAACUACGACUGCUCAAAUAAAAGAUCAGGAACCUGCUCCAAUCGCAGCCACUGGCUCGUAUUCUCUUUCCCAGUCAAAAGUAAAGAUUGAACCUAUACCAGUUAUUAAAGAGGAAGAAAGUGACAGAAAAUGCUUGGAAACGGAGCAUUGCUCGAGAAUGGCGCCAACAUUUAGUAUUGAUGGCUCUCAAAACAGAACUGGCUUAACUGACCAAGAUGUUCCCAGGAGAGUUGCAGACAAGUAUCUCCAAAUCUUUAAUGCAGGGAUUAAAAAGGAGCGCCGUUAGUUCUGAGGUGAAUGAAGCAACUUGGAUGUUUAAGCCCUUCAAGGUUUGCUUUUCCAGUAUAUCGUAGAUAUCUACACUUGUUUGACUUAGCAUGUCAAUAUUACAGUUCAAGGCUAUAACAUAGUUUUUUUCUUCUUCUUUUUGGUAUAUAGAAACAGUUUGAAUUGAACUUACCCUGUGUUAGUUCUUCUGUUGAAGACCAACAACUGUGCCGUACUCAUAUUCACCGACCACUGAAAGUGGAGGUUCUUUGGCAAACUUCAUGUGUAGUGAAAACAACUUUGUGAAGGUUUUACUCCGAAUUUAACGUGUAGUUUAGCUUCUGUUUACAGUUCUAUCUUUGGUCGGAGGUUAUGAUUAUUAGUAGGUUGAUUCAGAAGUUUAACAACUUUGGUUUCUAAGUUUUUGAAGGGCGAUUUGGCACCUUGGUUUGCUUUGGGGUGAUUUUGAGUUCCAAAUCCUAAACUACGUUUGGGUCAAUGCAAGUAAUCAAUAUAUUGGACUCUCGAAACAUGGCCGCAUGAGUUAUUAAUGGAAGUCGCUUGCUGUUGCUUGCCCCCCAUUGCUGCAAUUUUCUUUUUUACUACCCUCCUCUAUUUUGUGCCUACCAUUUACUUGAUAUUAUUACUAUUUCACAGGUAAGAAAUUUAGAUUUUCCGUUUUUUUU
This is a messenger RNA of Cucurbita moschata (crookneck pumpkin), 2806 nucleotides long. RefSeq lists its product as uncharacterized. The transcript has 8 exons. The coding region runs from base 457 to 2139 and encodes 560 amino acids. NCBI's taxonomy places the organism in Eukaryota, Viridiplantae, Streptophyta, Magnoliopsida, Cucurbitales, Cucurbitaceae. The record is from RefSeq and is a predicted model, not a curated record.